Molecule: messenger RNA, 2506 nt
Organism: Desarmillaria tabescens
Lineage: Eukaryota; Fungi; Basidiomycota; Agaricomycetes; Agaricales; Physalacriaceae
Exons: 10
Coding region: 64-2250 (728 amino acids)
Source: RefSeq, a predicted model, not a curated record
UGCCUUGGCAUAUAAAAAGGAGCGUCGCCCACAAAUCGUCUCGUUUCUCUCUCACCUUCUACCAUGGCCCCCGUCAAAUCUGCAAAAGUGGCAAAAUACACUUACGCUGAGCGUGUUCUCACUUCCAUGACGCAGCUACAGAGGGAGCACAAGAAGCAAGCAAUUAAUUUAGUGUCACUCAGAGCACAUGUCAAAAAGAUAGCCGAAAAGAAGAACGACAGACUAGGACCAAACUGGUCGAAUUGGGUAGGGAGGGCGGUUGGCAAGCUGGAGGAUGACGGUGUCCUGAUUGCGUCUGGGCCAGGAUGCGUCACGCUCACACCACGCGGAAAGAAGGCAAUUACUGCAGCGCGCCGAAGCAUCCUUUCGACUGCACCUCCUGGAACGCUUGGAUCUCCCGCCCAGGAAGAUCUUGUCACCAGGCUGGCCGUGAAAGAUCGUGGUACAAAGCGCCCUUUGAGAAAAUCUCUAGCCGUCCUCGACACCAAUGCUCCUUCUUCGCCAAACGGACCGCGAGCCAAACGUAUGCGUGUGUCUCGGGACGCUGAAAGAACGCCUAUAUCUAAGAUGACAAAGGCACAGCUGAAGGCGGAAUUAGCUUCGGUAAAGAAAGCUCACGAACUCGCUCUUCUUCGCGCUACCUCGCCACUCACUGAUCUUAGUGAUGCGGAGGGCCGUGCAAUCGAAUCCGAACGUCUACAGGAAGAGCUGAAGGAGCGCGAACAAGAAAUAGCUUACAUUCGUGCAGAGCUUGAAGACGCACGUCGCCAGGCUGAGCCUUCCGGACCGCAAAGUCCAAUGGGCAACCGCACCGAGCCGCCUACGCCCAUGAGUCCAUGCCAUGCAGCGCGGCUCCGUAGAACGCACCCGGGAGGUGUUACACGUACACAGUCGGGCACCAUCAUACCGGAUAUCAGCAGGCACCCCACUCCGCCCAGCUCUCCACCAAAUAUGGAGUAUGGAAACAUGAGGGAGGAUGAUUCAGACAUCCCUGACAUAUUUUCGUCGUCCUUGAUGCCUCAUACUGGAAAUGACGACGAGGACGACAGUCGGACCAAUCGACAGGAAUCGUUGGACGCCGUGGAGACCGCAGCGGUCCUGAACGCCAAGGUCACUGCCCUCCAACGUGAUCUUGAUCUACGUUCGGGGGAUCUCCGAAAUACCAAUAAAGCUCUCAAUGAACACCGUGCUGUUCUUGAAGAGUUCCGUACUAAAAAUGCUGCAUUAACAAAGCAAAAUGAUGACAUUGCUCAUCAACUAUCUGCCUUCAAGAUGACGGCGCAAGAUGAGACACAGAAAAAUGCCGCGCUCAUCGAUGAUCUCAACUGCUCCAUUCAGAAUCUGCGUUCGGAUAACUCGUUGCUGAAAAAUUCCAAGGUCGAACUUCUCUCGACAAAUGCCGCUCUACUAGACCAAGUCAAACAGUUGGAGUCAGCUCUGGAUGAAAGCAAAAGCACUCAAGACAGUUUGCGUAAUGAUCUGAAACUCGCUCAAGAAGAGGCAGCCACGGCGAAAGCUGAGGCUGGCGCGUUGAAAUUCGAAAAGGCGGCCCUAUUGACGGAGACUAACCAUUACAAAGCUGAGAUGGAGAAAGCUCUCAGCGAAGAGAAGGCGGUUUCUUCUCAACGCCUCGAUGCCAUUUCUAGGAUCAAAAAGGAGCAGGCGGAGCUGACCACCUCUUUCAAAGCUUGUGGAACCGAACUGGAAGCCAAAAAUGUCCAGAUCAAGGAUCUUUCUGCCACUUUGCAGGCAAAGAUUCUGCUUCUGGAUGACUCUUCGAAAAAGAUCGAAACUAUGCAAGAAGAUCUUCACAAGACCAUUGUCCACGGGCAUGAUACUCUAGAGUCUCUGCGAGCUGAGAAGGAUUCACGCAUACGCGAAAUGGAGCAAGUAACAGCCGCCGGCACGUUACGUGAGACGCAAGCUUUACUCUCCGGCCUUCGUUCGGAUCUGGAUACACAGAUUACAGCGACCAAUGCAGCACGGUCGUCCUUUGAACAGGAGCAGAUUCAAGUGGUCUCCUUGCGUGAUGAGCUGGUGGGUGUCAAGGACAGGGCUGAAGCAGCAGAGGAGGAGGUCAUUGAGCUAAGAUCAUCUAAACGUACCGAUGAAGCGACUAUAUCAAGCCUCAAAGCCAUGUUUGAACGCCUCAAGACUGCGCAGAUGGUAAUUUUCAAUGAGUUUGAGGGUCAGGUCACAGCGGCUGGACCUUCGCCCUCGUCUGGGCGAAAGGCUGUAUUCCGGUCUUGAAAAGGGAGUGUAGGUGAUGAUAAUUCAUUGUAUGAAUUCGUGGGAUCUUCCGGACUCCCAGCAUUAAUUUUCGGACGGACUUUGCAUUACGCUUCAUUUACGCUUUUGAUUUAACUUCUAUUCGUGGUGUGAAAGAUAUGCAGAUAUUUAACCUACAUAGCAACUUUCUAGUAUGGUGACUGUAUAAAUAGUAUCGUGUAGUAUUGUUUCUUAGCACAUCUAUUUCAUUGGUAACAGCUGCCAACGUGCGGCGGAG